CACAUAUGAUGAAUAUUACCAAAUAUUCCGACAAGUCACCCGGUUAGAACAUCUAUUUACAGAAAUAUCACAUGAUUCCGUUGGACGUAUAUAAACUAAUUCUACUAAUUCUGAACAGCAGCGCUGUUUAGGAUCACACAGGUCAAAUUAAGGUAUGGCGACCAUGAAGUUAGUACUUGCCCUUGCUGUUGUCGUUGCCUAUGUUGAGGCAGGUGGGUAUGGUCAUGGUGGAGGACACGGAGGAGGAUAUGGUGGAGGACACGGAAGAGGAUAUGGAGGAUAUGGCGGGGGUUAUAGGAUGGGAUAUGGAGGAGGAUACGGUAAAGGAGGAGGAUACGGAAAGGGAUACGGAGGAGGAUACGGAAAAGGAUAUGGAGGAGGAUACGGAAAAGGAUACGGAGGAGGAUACGGAGGCGGAUACGGAGGCGGAUACGGUGGUGGAUACGGGGGUGGAUACGGUGGAGGUGGAUAUAGCAGCGGAUAUGGCUAUGGAACUUAUGGUAGCAUCAUGCCAUAUAGUUCAGGCUCAUACCUCGGCGGUGCAUCUACAUACCCAUCAUAUGGCGGAUCUAGCAACUAUCUAUACGGAAAUUCUGGUUCCUACUUAGCUGGUGGUAGCUAUCCAAGCUACACUGGUGUUGGAGGUUUUGGAGGUGCCUCAGGAUUUGGAGGUGUUGGCGGUCUUGGUGGUGUCGGAGGUUUAGGAGGUGCUGGAGGGUUUGGAGGUGUUGGAGGUUUAGGAGGUGGUGCAGGGUUUGGCGGUGUUGGAGGUCUCGGUGGUGUCGGUGGCGGAUAUUAUGCCGGUGGUGCCUAUGCACCAUCAACAUCAAUCUACUCUGGUUCUGCACCUGUGUACAGUGGUACAAGUUUGGUAGGAUAAGCAAAUAGCGUAUGUGUCAUAAGUCAUCAGAAGAGGUUGUCCAAAGUACAGAUUCUGGUAUAGCAGCUGUUAAAUUUCAAGAAACUCUUUCCAAAUAAAUCAUUUGAAAUAA
Molecule: messenger RNA, 992 nt
Organism: Mytilus trossulus (common blue mussel)
Lineage: Eukaryota; Metazoa; Mollusca; Bivalvia; Mytilida; Mytilidae
Product: keratin-associated protein 6-2-like
Exons: 4
Coding region: 155-880 (241 amino acids)
Source: RefSeq, a predicted model, not a curated record